AUUGGACAAUAGCAGAAGAAUGCCCAACUAAUACAGUACCAGUUGCACCAAAUGCUAAAGAAGGUAAUCCUAUUGUUCUUGCAGAAGUUCAAUCAAAACAAAGGCUUUAUCAGAUAAAAAAACAUUAUCCAAUUGCUAAUAAAUAUGUAAAGAUAUUAGAAAUUAGAGCAUUAAGACAAGGCAUAUAUAAGAGUGUACUUUCAUUCUGGGCAAAAAUUCAGAAAUAUGGCAAUCAACUGGGUUAUACUCCAGCACAGAAGAAAACCCAUUUUUUAUCUAGAGUUAGACCUGAUAUUAGAGAUGAAAUUUAUAAAAUUGGUCAAACAAAACCCAUUAACGAUAUUAUUAAUAGUUUGGCAGAACUUGAAUUAUAUGUUAUACCUCAACAACUAGCAUUCCCCAUGGCUAAUAUGCAAAAAAUAAUUCAAGAUGCAUUUGCAAAACAGCAAACUGAAUCUAAAGCUAAGAUAAAAAAAUUAAAGGCUAAACUUCAAGCACAACAACCACAAGUUGCAACAUCAGAAAAAUCUCAGCAAGCAUUUUACAUAGUAGAUCAAGAAGGUAAUAAUAUAGAUCCACUUACUCAAGAUUCAAAUUACCUUAAAUACCUCGAGCAAGCAAAAGCCUUAUACAAAAAACCACAAAAAUCCAACCAAUUUGUCAGAAUGAAUAGAAUAGAAAAAGAGCUUAAUAAAACUCAAAAUACUAUAAAUCAAUUAGCAGACCAAUUACAGAAAAAAGUGUAUAUAAAGAAAUAUGGAAUUUGUGGAGAAACAGGCCAUAGCAAGGGCAAAUGCCCUAAUCAACUUAUGGUCUAA
This is a messenger RNA of Cetraspora pellucida, 818 nucleotides long. Lineage: Eukaryota; Fungi; Glomeromycota; Glomeromycetes; Diversisporales; Gigasporaceae. The record is from the annotation of a GenBank genome assembly.